AUGGCUUUCCACCCACCAUCAGAGAUUCAAGUGACCUCUCGCCAGAUCCCUGCAUGGCGAGGAAUUCCCAAUACCUCGAUCCAAUUAAAACCACUCAUGAUAUACCAUGGUGCCUUUGACGCCACACCCGCCGAGCUUGAGCGUCGCCUGGAAGCAAUAGGUGAAGUGGUCCCCCAAUGGGUGUAUACUAUGUACAGUACGACCCAUUUUCAUUCCACUAGCCACGAAGUUCUCGGCGUCGUUGCGGGGCAGGCUCGGCUUUGCUUUGGUGGCGAAGAGAAUCCCGAGCGGUUCGAGCCAACGGUCCAGUGUGGUGAUUUGAUUAUCGUGCCCGCAGGGGUUGGGCAUCGCCUGUUGGAGGAUCUGGGCGACAAGGCAUUCGAUAUGGUGGGGUCAUAUCCUCCUGGAAAACAGUGGGAUAUGUGUUAUGGCGAGGCUGGCGAAGGGGAGAAAGCCAGGGAGAUCCAAAAUCUAGCAUGGUUCCAUCACGAUCCUUUAUACGGAGGGGAUGGCCCUGCCCUGUAUGUAUAA
Molecule: messenger RNA, 531 nt
Organism: Penicillium cataractarum
Lineage: Eukaryota; Fungi; Ascomycota; Eurotiomycetes; Eurotiales; Aspergillaceae
Product: cupin domain-containing protein
Exons: 1
Coding region: 1-531 (176 amino acids)
Source: RefSeq, a predicted model, not a curated record